CUCCUUUCUCCAUAUUUUGAGUGCCCUGCCUUGUAACCUUCACAUUCCUUUUUUAUUCCCUGCUCCUCCCUGCCCCCACUUUCCCUGCGCGCGUGGGCUUCAGCUCUCUCUCUCUCUCUCCCUCCACAUACCCCAAGAGAUCUCCCACGAAAAGCAAUCAACAUCCCUCUUGUUAUGCCCACAAUCAUGAACCUUGGUUGCCUCACGCGCAUGCCAUAUUGCCCAUUGGCCUGCUUCUUCUUCUUCUUCAAUCCUCACUAUAAAUCCCCCACCCAACCCCACUCUCUUCUUCCCACUUCGCCAGCCCACUCACCUUAGCUUUCUCUCACCCCCGGCCUCAUUGCUACUCCAUGGCGGUCUCCGGCUUUGAAGGCUUCGAGAAGAGGCUGGAGCUCCACUUCUUCGGCGACGAUCCGAUGGGUCUCCGCCGCCUCAGCUUCAAAACGCUUGAUCACAUCCUCGCCGCGGUGCAGUGCCGCGUUGUCUCCGCCGUCGGCAAUGCCCACUUCGACGCCUACGUGCUCUCCGAAUCAAGCCUCUUUCUUUAUCCGGAUAAGCUUGUAAUUAAGACGUGCGGAACCACCGGGCUCCUCCACUCUGUCCCUCUGCUCCUCCACCACGCCGCGGCACUCGGCCUCAAGCUACUCCGCUGCAAAUACACCCGCGGCAGCUUCAUCUUCCCAAACGCUCAGCUCUCCCCGCACACAAGCUUUAAAGAAGAAGUUUUUUUCCUUGAAAAAAACCUCCCCGCCUCCCUCCGCCACCGUAAGGCCCGCGUUCUCCCCUCCCAUUCCUCUCGCCACAAGUGGCACGUCUAUUCCGCCAGUUCCAAAGCCGACGACUUUACCGGAGGCCCGAUAACCGUAGAGGUAUGCAUGACUGAGCUCGACCGGACUGUGGCAGACCGGUUCUUCCGCUGGCCGGGGGAGGCAGGGAUGUCAGGGCAUGAAGCAGGGCGGGAGAUGACCCGACGGGCGGAAAUAGCUGACGCCGCCGGCCCGCGGGCCUUCAUCUGCGAAUUCGCUUUCGACCCCUGUGGGUACUCCAUGAACGGCCUCCACGCCGAUCGCUACUCCACCAUUCACGUCACGCCAGAGGAGGGUUAUAGCUACGCUAGCUACGAGUGCGUGUUGACCGAAGAAUCCGAGAUACAGACUUUGCUAAACAAAGUGAAUGCCGUGUUCCGGCCAGGAGUAAUGUCGGUCUCCGUCACCGGCGGACCUGAAACGUGUAUUGAAAAAAUAGCAGGGAUGAGUUGCCGGAGCAGGGCGUCGGAGACGUUCUCCGGCGCAGGGGUGGUGACGUACCAAACAUUUGCUACUGAAAUGGAUGAGGAGUGGAGUUCUGCUUGAUGUUGUCUUUUCAGAGAAGAUAUACUGACAUGUAAUUGAGAAAAGGAGAGAGAGAGAGAGAAAGAGGGGGGAUGGAAGGAGCCGACGAGGAAGAUGGAAAGAACGGGAGAGUGGGAGCACCAUGAUGUAGAGCUCCACUAACAAGUGUCACGCCUAGUACUUGGGGAGACGUAGUGGUAGUGAGGGUUUGGUGUAGAGGAUUGGAUGUAGUUUCUUUUUUUUUUUUUUUUUUUCUUCCUCAUGGUUUGUUGUUCUUGCCUUUUUCUCUCCUAAAGAGUUAAGAAAAAAAAAAAAAAGAGUACACUUU
Molecule: messenger RNA, 1659 nt
Organism: Dendrobium catenatum
Lineage: Eukaryota; Viridiplantae; Streptophyta; Magnoliopsida; Asparagales; Orchidaceae
Product: S-adenosylmethionine decarboxylase proenzyme 4
Exons: 1
Coding region: 351-1352 (333 amino acids)
Biological process (GO): spermidine biosynthetic process; spermine biosynthetic process
Cellular component (GO): cytosol
Molecular function (GO): adenosylmethionine decarboxylase activity
Source: RefSeq, a predicted model, not a curated record